This is a messenger RNA of Toxorhynchites rutilus septentrionalis, 594 nucleotides long. RefSeq lists its product as uncharacterized. The record is from RefSeq and is a predicted model, not a curated record. The transcript has a single exon. Lineage: Eukaryota; Metazoa; Arthropoda; Insecta; Diptera; Culicidae. Bases 1 to 594 code for a protein of 197 amino acids.
AUGAAGAAAUUCUACGCCGUGAGAAGGAAAUUGGAGAUACUUUCAGAAGAAGCGGAUGAGAAAGAAUCUAUGGACACCAAAGAGUGUUCUGAAGAUCGUGUUACAAGGAUGGAAUCGCUUGCUGAGAAGCGAGAAGAAGAAAGUGCCCAACUAUCUCGACAGGCUGAAAAUUCAUACUGUGAGAUGAAAUCAACCCUACAGAGUCUACAGUCCGAUUUACAACAGUCUACAGUCUACAGUCCGAUUUUACAACCCUCAUCAUCCUCCUCUUCGAAGAUACAACCGACGGAUCAAUCGUGUGUGCAAUCACGUGUCAAACUUCCAGAAAUACGACUGCCAAGCUUUGGAGGCAAGACACGAGAUUGGGUUACGUUCCGGGAUAUGUUUAGAAGCCUCAUCCAUCGGAACGAACAGCUUACCGAAAUGGAUAAGUUUACGUAUCUUCGGUCAUCCCUCACAGGUGAAGCGUUCCAAGAAGUAAAUUCCAUAGAAAUGUCGGCGGUCAAUUAUACAGUUGCGUGGGAAGUGUUGCAAACCCGGUACGAAAACAAGAAGCUUAUCGUGAAGGCUCACCUAGAUGCACUAUUUGCAUAG